AUGAGUCUUAUCGUCGCGAUUGCUUUGCUGUUUGCGGUCCAGGUGCUGGCUGCUACCACCCUGUCGACUUCAACAACUACAACCACCACCGCGACUGCCUCGACGCAAUACGCGGUCCCGACAUACUCCAACCCCGUCGUAUGGGCCUCGCCAAAGUACAACGUGGGCUCGAUGUCUCGCGCGAUCUCUGUGAGCAGCAAGACAGAGUACGGACAGAUGGUCGACCCGGAUAACACGUACACGAUCUACCGCGACGGAGGCGGCUCGUGUACGCUGUACAACCGCACGUUCUUCAUCUUUGACGAUACGACUGGGUAUAAAACCAGCGGGGCGCUGGGCGGUUUUGCGACGAACAGUAUCGCGAUGGCGAGAGAUUUCAGCGACCCGACCUCGCUCAAGGAUUUCUCAAUGUCAGACUCGGUGGGCUAUUUCCUUCCGAUUCCGAUGACGACCGCCGAGGCGACGGCGUCAAAAGUCACGUCGAAGCGGUACGCGUUCUGGACGUACACAAACUGCGUGCAGCUUUCGGAGACGUCUGCAGCGCAUUUCUUCUUGGUGAACAAGUACUCGUCGUCGACGUCGGACACGUUCCUAGGCAACACGGUCGCGCAGCUUUCGAUCAAUCCGACGACAAACGUCAUGAGCGCGGUGCGCUACACCGAGUUUGCGUUCGACAACACGACCUAUCCCUACGGCUCGUUUGCGAGCAUGGUCGUCAACGGCGUCGCAUAUCUCUACGGCCUUGACGCGACGUACUCUUCGAGCUACGACGUCCACGUUGCAAGCGUGCCCGUCGGGAGAUUUUGGGAUUCGUCAAAAUACCAGUACUGGGACGCGUCGACGUCGACGUGGUCGUACACGCAGCCGAUACCUACCGCUCGUCGACAGUCCAGUGCGGCGAUCCAGGGCACGAUGCCGUUUUCUUCCGGCACGGUGUUUUACUCUGAAUACCACAACCAAUAUCUCUUGAUUUUCUUCAACAGAUGGAUUGAUAGUACUUUCCGCGUGAUCACGGCGCCGACGCCGCUCGGACCUUGGAAUAUCACGAAUUCGGUGCUGUGGAAGACGACGUCGGGCGCGAGCUACAAUUACGGCGGCGUCGCGCACCCGGUGUAUGGAUCGAGUGACGGGUCGACGAUCGGGCAGUCGCUGAAGGUGCAUUUUUCGUAUCAGGAUGAUGAUGGUACGACUUAUCCGAAAAUUGGACAGAUCACGUUCAAGUGA
Messenger RNA from Myxozyma melibiosi, 1224 nucleotides. RefSeq lists its product as uncharacterized. Bases 1 to 1224 code for a protein of 407 amino acids. The record is from RefSeq and is a predicted model, not a curated record. The transcript has a single exon. NCBI's taxonomy places the organism in Eukaryota, Fungi, Ascomycota, Lipomycetes, Lipomycetales, Lipomycetaceae.